Molecule: messenger RNA, 1758 nt
Organism: Colletes gigas
Lineage: Eukaryota; Metazoa; Arthropoda; Insecta; Hymenoptera; Colletidae
Product: sodium channel protein Nach-like
Exons: 10
Coding region: 1-1620 (539 amino acids)
Biological process (GO): sodium ion transmembrane transport
Cellular component (GO): membrane
Molecular function (GO): ligand-gated sodium channel activity
Source: RefSeq, a predicted model, not a curated record
AUGGAUUCGAAUCUCUUGUCGCUGAGGAGGAACACGGAACGCAAAAAGAAAAUAUUAUGUAAAGAAAUAUUGGGGAAAAUAGUGCGAAAAUGUUUCACCACUUUAAAGAAAAAGACUAUGAAUUUUUGCCUCGAAACUGGACUACACGGUUACAAAUAUAUUGCCGAGACUCACCGUUCUACCCCAGUCAGGAUCGCGUGGGCAGUAAUAGUAAUUACAUUUCUGUGCAUCGCACUUGUAAUAAUAAAAUUCACAUUUGAUUUUUAUACCGAGCACCAAGUUUCCACGGUCAUCGAAUCGACCCACCACGGAAUAUGGAACUAUCCGUUUCCGGCAGUGACUCUGUGCAAUAUUAAUCGUAUGUCCGUCAGAUUGACGCGGAAAUUGGCUGAAAAAUUAAAGCUCCCGCCAGACAUAUCGAAAGAAUUUAUUUUUCAAGAGCUGAGAUUGUUGAACGAGUUAUUGUAUCCUGGGAACUACCAAGGAAACAUUCAAAACAAUCUCUCGCGAUUGCAAAGUAUCCUCGACAGGAACGAUUUGUCGAUUCCAACGGCGAUUAAUUCCGUGACGGAGCCUUGCGAAAAUUUUCUGGCGGCCUGUACAGUGAAAUCUAUUGCCCAGAAUUGCAGCGUUCUGUUCGGGAUGAGUUACACCCGCGAAGGAAUAUGCUGCAGUUAUAAUUACAUCACAGUCAAGCAAAUCACCGAAAAUAAUCAACGGGAACCAGUUAGAUCGGCUUCUUGCGGAUACAAAAGUGGACUCGGCGUUAUAAUUAAUUUGAAGCCGGACGAUUACCAUUCCAGUAUCCUGGGAUCCGUAGGAGUAAAGGUCAUGUUACACGAUCCGUACACUUAUCCAGAUUUUGAUGCACCCGCUAAAUUAAUAGGCAUCGAUAAAUAUUCCUUUUUGACCGUAAAACCGGAAAAAACCUACUCGACGUCCAACGUUAAAUCGUUACCAUUGUCUAGAAGACCUUACAUAUUUAGCGACGAAUCAGCUGCAAUUAAAGGGUUCAGAAAUAGAGAAAGAAACUUCGUCACCGCGAAAUAUUCCUUUGAAAACUGCAUGACGCAAUGCCGAGCCACUGUAAUAAAGACAAAAUGCGGAUGUAUCCCGUAUUAUUAUCCACAGAAUGGUACUAGAAUAUGCAAUCUAAGGGACGUUGAGUGUAUGGAAACGUACAAAUACUGGUUCGAAACAUCUUGGCCAGGAACGGACAUGUCGCCUAGAAAUUUACCAUAUAUAGAUGUGAACACCAAGUUGACGCCUUGCGGUUGUAGACCAGAUUGUGAUUUUUAUCGAUUUUCCAUGGAAAAUUCGAUGGGAAACCUUGAUAAACACUUUUCUGACAACGGCUAUAAAUAUACAAAUAACACCAGCGAAGGUACAAUAUGGAGAAAUCAGAGCGUAAUACAUAUAUUUUUUGGCGAUCUAGUAUCCAUUCAAUUUCGUCGUGACGUACGCUACAAUUGGCGUCAUAUAUUUGCAACAUUUGGUGGUCUUCUAGGACUAUUCGCUGGCUUUAGCCUUAUGUCUAUUCUUGAAUUUAUUUAUUUUUUUAUUAUUACUGUUAUAAAAGACGCAUAUAUCAACCGAAGUAAUACAAAAAAUACAAACUAAAUAAACUACUAAUAACAAUAAAUUAGAACAAUAAAAAAAUAUAACGUGGAUGCAUGUGUAAGUACUUACAUGCACGCCUACACGCUUUUCUUAAAUUAGGUCAUUUAUGUUGCCAAUAUAAAGUACAGGAUAACCUUA